CAUCCACCAUUCAGUAUCUUUGCUUUUCGUGUUUACAUACGAUGUAUUGAUUAUUCGAGCUCUUGAAUAGUAAUUAGAUGAUUGUACAAAAUAUCGUAUUAUUAGUGUGUGUGUUAGUGAAUGGAAGACGAUCUGUGACGUGAACACAUACUCAAUUACUUAUUAACUAUAAUACUAACGUAGUGCUAAAUUCAUUACAUUACUACUUUAUAAUUACUUGGACCGUGCCAAAAACUAUAAGUAAGACCGGAAUCUGUGGAUUUUAAUACAGAAUUGUUAUAUAGAAGAUAUUACAAAAUAAUGUGUAAGUAUCAAGAAUGUGUAAAAACAAGAAUAUGGAUUGUCUUACUACUUAUUAUCUUCAAUUGGUAGUGAUAAUAUUAAAGUGUUAAGACGUUCGAUUGAACAAACAAGUUCGUCAACAUAAAACUGAAAAUAACACAGUGCCUUAAAAUAAAAUUAUGGCAUUAAAUCUGGUAUUAAUUGUAAUAUCACUGAUAUCAUCAGCCAAUAUGUUACCUUGCAAUGAUGAACCCUCCAUCAACGAAGUCCAAGACCACUUCGCCUACACCCCGCGGCGGCAGUGGCGCGCCCGGGAGCCCACCGAGCGGCGCCCCCUGGCCCGCCCGGCGCCCUUCGUGGUCCUACAUCACUCCUACACCCCCCCCGCAUGUGGGGAUCCCGCCCAGUGUGAGGAGGCCAUGAGGGUCAUGCAGAACAUGCAUAUGGAUGGGCACGGGUGGGCGGAUAUUGGGUAUAAUUUCGCCGUCGGCGGAGACGGCGCGGUGUACGAGGGCCGCGGCUGGGCGCUGCUCGGGGCUCACGCGCUGCACUUCAACACCGUCAGCCUCGGCGUGUGCCUCAUCGGGGACUGGAGCGAUUCCCUACCACCGCGCAACCAGCUCAAAGCCGUGCAAGCCCUCAUAGCCGAAGGCGUAGCGCGGGGAGCCAUCACACCCAACUACCGCCUCGUGGGACACCGCCAGGUCCGCGCCAACACCUCCUGCCCCGGAGACGCUCUCUUCAACCACAUCCAGACCUGGAAACAGUACUCCGCGUUUCCAGCCUCCUGGAGAGAUUUGGUCGACGUGCCUGAACUGCCAAAGAGUGAUAGGGAUGUGGUGCGCAGGAGCUUAUUGGAAUUCUGAUGGUAUUUGGCUAUAGCAGAAUGUUGUAAUAAGUGGGGGUUGGAGGUCUUAUCAGAAUCAUAGUUAAAUUUAUACUUAGUUAAUUAUCUGUUUUGUAUAAUAUUCAUUUGAUCUUAGGCCGCUUUACCAGUAUCAGUAGGCUAUGCGUAACACUGCCGCUGCAUAAUAAAAAAACCGAUACGCCGCUAACUCAGUCGGUGGUGAACAGUUUACCUACUGGAAAGUAUGUAUAACCUAAAUUGUAGAUGUGAAUGUGAAACAUAGUAAUUAUUGUCUACAUUUUAUGAAUAGCUACUUAUUCUAAUUCUACACAGAACAUAAUAUGUAGGCACCGCGAAUCUAUAGAUAUACUUAGUAAAUGUAUAAAAUAAUAAUAGGUAAGUACCCAUAAUAUGUUUGUGAUAAGUAUGAUAUUUAAAUAAAAAUAUCUUUAUCAGUACGCAUAAACAA
Plutella xylostella (diamondback moth) is the source of this 1598-nucleotide messenger RNA. NCBI's taxonomy places the organism in Eukaryota, Metazoa, Arthropoda, Insecta, Lepidoptera, Plutellidae. The record is from RefSeq and is a predicted model, not a curated record.